Molecule: messenger RNA, 1711 nt
Organism: Paramuricea clavata
Lineage: Eukaryota; Metazoa; Cnidaria; Anthozoa; Malacalcyonacea; Plexauridae
Source: the annotation of a GenBank genome assembly
AUGACGAUGGUCGAUUCUUGCAGGUCGAGAUCACCAUUGAGGGGAACAGGUUACGUUUUGUUUCUCUGUACGCACCCAACAAGAACCCGGCGCGCAACACCUUUUUUUAAGAAUUUGCCAGAUUACAUUGACUUGGCUGUGCCUACUUUCUUUUGUGGGGACUUCAAUGCCGUCCUCAAUCCGGACAUAGACAGACGACACCAUCCGUCUUAUGCCGGUCCUUCACAAGGGGCAAUGGCUUGUGAAAGUGUUGCAGCCUUGCAAUCCUUGCUUUCUGCCACACAUACUUUUCCUGUGUGGCGUAUGCGUAACCCUACGGAGCGGAUCUUUUCGUGGGAUCAUGCUUUGGGUAAGUUUUCUUCCCGAAUUGACAUGAUCUGGGCACCUUUGGUUUUGGACCGCUCGAUCACGGAUUGUCAGUACCAUACCUCCUUUUUCUCUGAUCAUCGCUACAUGUUGCUCAAGUUCCAUUUGGGUGAUGUGUUUGCGUGUGGUCCGGGGGUAUGGAAGUUCAAUACAUCGCUGCUGGACAAUCGCGAGUAUUGUGCCUUGGUUCGCUCUUUUGGGGCUUUUUGGAAGGCUCAAGAGUCCUCUUCCGAUUUUUCUUCUUCCCUUGAUUGGUGGGAUCAGGGGAAAUUUUUCCUUCAAGAAAUUUCUCGUUGCUUUGGUCGUAGUCGUGCUCCAGAACAGUCCAAGGCCAAGCAUGACCUUUAACGACAGCUCAUGCGAUUACAGCGUCUGUUUGACGCCGGUGAUUCUUCGGCUUUUUCUCAACUUUGUGCAGUGCAGUAAGAGCUUCGUGCGAUCCAUCUUUGCGAAGCUAAGGCUUCUCAGGUACGUGCACGCUGUCGGUGGGCUGAAGAGGGCGAAACGUCAUCUUCCUUCUUCUUGAGCCUAGAGAAAAAGCACCGGGCCAAGCAGGCCAUUCCCAGUAUUUGUGACCCCGACACAGGGCUCAUACACAAUGACCCAUUUAAGAUCCUGGCGACAUGGCGUUCAUAUUACCAACGCUUGUUCACGGCUGAGGAGUGCGAUCGAUCCGAGCAGGACAUCAUGCUGGAUCGUUUAACUCGCCGUUUGAGCAAGUCGGAGGUCCAGUCCUGUGAAGGGGAAUUAUCGGAACAGGAAUGUUAUGCUGCUCUUCACGGUAUGUCCCAGGGUAAGAUGCCAGGGGUCCGAUGGAUUCCCUACGGAAUUCUUCCUUUGUUUUUGGGACCUUCUCGGUCCAGACCUUGUUCGUGUCCUGAACCUCGCUUACACACAAGGUCAAUUAUCAACUUCACAACGUCGAGGCAUCAUCAUUGUUUUGUAUAAGAAGGAUGAUCGCCUCGAAACUAAAAAUUAUCGCCCCAUUAGUCUGCUGAAUGUAGACUAUAAGAUUGCCACUCGGGUUAUCAUUGGUUCGAUAGUCGGUUACGACCAAACGUGUGGUAUUCCGGAUUGCACCAUCUCUGAAAAUCUGAUGUUGAUCCGCGACCUCAUUGAGUAUGCUGAUCGAGCAGACGUCCCUCUUGCCAUUCUCCCUUUAGACCAAAAGAAGGCUUUUGAUCGGGUGCAUUGGUCCUUUCUGCACCGCAUCCUCUUCACGUUUGGUUUUGCCGCUUCUUUUCGCCAAUGGAGUAAUUUAUUUUAUACAAAUAUCGAGUCUGCAGUCGUCAUUAAUGGCUGGACUUCUUUCUUUCAGCCUUCUCGCGGUGUUCGACAAGGUUGA